AUGAGCUCGCCAAUGUAUUCUUACUUGCCGUUGGAAGUCCACGGUCUUGAUCAAAACCCCAAAAGGCGGCACAAAAGCACUAGUGAAGAAGGAUCGGGUUGCAGCACGAAUACACCAUUGGCCUCGGUGGGGCAUAUGGUUUCCGAUCGUAUUGGUUUAGUGUCCCAUAAUAAAAUGCAAGCGCUUUUAGCAGAACACGCCAACCAAAAGCUUCCUUAUUGCGAUGAAGUUUUCCCAUGGCUACACGGAUAUUCGGGUUCACGAGAACCACCACGAGGCUUAAAAUGGACAGCGGUGAUCCGUUCUCAACCACUCUCUCAUGGCAUGAUUGAAAAUUCUGGUCUUUUGAAAUCGUCAUUAGAUCCACACGAGUUCUUAAUACCGUGGGAUCAUCGAAAACAUUGUAUCGAAUCAAUAAUCCAGGACAUGAUGAAAAGUGUUUCGUUGACCUCGGAAGAACAUAGAUUAGUAUUGCGCGCUUGCAAGUACUACAAGCUCUUGCCUUUCUUAGUGACGGAUGCAGGUGCUCAGAAGCUUUACGGUGCAGGCGCCGCAAAACACCGAGUAUGCAGUUCGUCAACAUCCUCUGACCCCCCGUCGUCAGCCGGAUGGCGACAACCGGGGAUGUUCCGCAGGUUUGAUUUACAGGUUGCAAAAUUCAUUGAAUUAAGCCAAAUGUGCGUGAUUUACUGCUUGAGCGAGUCCAGGCACUGGGAACACUGUCAUUGCCAAGACCUCGCUCUGCUGUUAUAUGUGGCUCGCAGAAAUGUGGACUUAGUGGGGACUUUCAAAAUCAAUAUUCUCGAUACUUUAGAGAUUGAUCCUGAGUGGUGGGGAACGCCACCUAUGAAUGUUUCAAGCUUAAAGAAGGAAAAAUCAUCUCAGCUGGCCUCAGAGUUUGAUGUCGCGUCGUUCAGCAAUUGGGAUCGAGAUUUGUUUUAUCGCGAGCGAUUAGAAAUAUCAAAAAUGUCUGGUGCCACUUGUGUUAGCAGUGAGACUGCUACUUGGUGUGGUAAUAGUACAGAUUUUGAGAUAUACAGGCUAAAAAAGCGCUCCUCAUCUUGGGAUCCACCAUCAAGCUAUAGCAGUGACCAAGAGUUGCAUCAAGACCUCAGCACAAUUGUACUUUUACCACCUUUAAUUGCAAAUGACGCUACCAAUGCCCCCAUAGACAAUAAACUUUUCAAUUUUCCUCGUCCCUCAAGGGAAUGGAAACUGUUCAUACAUUGUUCGGAAUCUAGCUCCCUUCCAGAACUUCCAAAGAUUACCGAAUGCUUAGACAUCAUUCAAACAGAGGGUACGAUACCUCAUACCACUAUAUCUUUUCCAAACUCAGGAUCCAUUGGGUUGGGAAACCUCAACUUGGAAUCAAUCAAAGUCAUUUUGAACAUUUGCUACCUCAUAUACCGCACUGGCAAAUUCACAGAGUUCGGAACGCUGAUAUACUGUUCAGAUGGCUAUACUGAGGUUUCCUUUCUACUAGUUGCAUACUUGAUCUAUGUGUGGGAUGCACCGUUGGAUCAAGUCCUAUUCAAGCUCCACAAAGAAUCACAGAGACCUUUUUUCCUCUUCCCAAUUGAUUUGCAGGUUUUAGGUCACCUUCAAAUUCUUUUGAGGGAAGAAAGUCCCAAGAGAAAAAGCAUAACUGCACCCUUUCUUGAUGUUGAUCCAGAUCUCUUUAGCAAGAUGUUUUUCACCAAAUUUCAUGACGAAUAUCAUCUGUCGCAGCUCAAAGGACCUCUACCUUCGAAGGUUUUGCCGCAUUUGUAUCUAGGAGCUUUGGAACACGCUCAGACUCCCAAAUUGCUGUGUGAAUUGAAUAUCAAAAAUAUUGUCUCAGUCGGAGAGACCAUGCCUUGGUUGCUCGCGGCCAUAAAAAGAAGAAGGAGUUUCACCGCAAGCGAAGUCGAUCAUCGGCGUGGGCUAGGUAGGCCUGUAUUGAAUACAACGGCAUCUUCUUCGCACGUAGUAGGGGGAACGGAAAGAAACCGACGAGCGAGGGGCAAUGCAUCUUCCAUUAUAGAAGAAAAUGGAUUCAGGGUUUUACACAUAGCUGAUUUGGAUGAUAAUGGCGAAGAUCCUUUGCUCUCACAACUGGAUGUUGCACUAAAGUUCAUUGAUGAGUGUCGCCAACGCGAUGAGAAAGUCUUGGUGCAUUGUAUGGUUGGUGUAUCCCGAUCAGCUACAGUUUGCAUUGCAGAAUGCAUGCGUCACUUGAAUUGCGACCUUAUUAGGGCCUAUUUGUACGUACGCGUGCGCCGUUUGAACAUUAUUAUUCAGCCUAACCUAAUGUUUGUUUAUGAACUCUGCAAAUGGCAGGAAUCACAGGGUAUACCAUUAGCAGUUGAUUGGCACAUAAUAUGUCGUUCCAUCUCGGAACUAAAUCGUAUGUACUUUUAG
This is a messenger RNA of Lachancea dasiensis, 2400 nucleotides long. Lineage: Eukaryota; Fungi; Ascomycota; Saccharomycetes; Saccharomycetales; Saccharomycetaceae. The record is from the annotation of a GenBank genome assembly.